AUGUACCUUCAUUUGAAAGGCAUGACUCCAUCAGAAAUCCAUGAAGAUAUGGCGAGAACCUUAACAGACAAUGCUCCUUCAUAUGCAACAGUCAAGCGCUGGGUAUAUGAAUUCAAGCGUGGCAGGGUGAGUAUGGAAGAUGAUCCCAGACCAGGGAGACCUCCAACUGUAACCGUCAAGGACAACCUUGACCUUGCUCUUGGUAUGAUAAUGCAAGAUCACCAAAUAUCAUGUCGUCAAAUAGCUGAGAGACUGGGCAUCUCAACUGAAAGAGAAGACACCAUUGUGACAAAAGAACUUGGGUUCUCAAAGGUUCCUGCAAGGUGGGUCCCUCGCCUUUUGAUUCCUGAACAGAAACGCACCAAGUGCACUUUAUCCGAGAAGCACUCAAAGUAA
Messenger RNA from Octopus sinensis (East Asian common octopus), 396 nucleotides. RefSeq names its product protein GVQW3-like. The transcript has a single exon. Bases 1 to 396 code for a protein of 131 amino acids. NCBI's taxonomy places the organism in Eukaryota, Metazoa, Mollusca, Cephalopoda, Octopoda, Octopodidae. The record is from RefSeq and is a predicted model, not a curated record.